CAAUUUGGCUUGUUCACACCAAACUAGAUACUUGGAGAAAUACAGAUACGACUUCCGAGUUGCGUAAAUAGAGAUAUAUAUCUACAAGUCUCGUCUCCAUCACCGCAUCAGAAGUAAGAAUACAAUCCAUAGUCAUGGGGAUACUGGGAAAUCUCUCUCCAGACCAACUCAUGUCCUUCCAAUCCCAGGGAUACAUAGUUCUUGAAUCGUUCUCGAGCCCUGAAGAAGUGAACGAGAUGAGGAAGAGAAUGGACCAAUUGCUCGACGAGUUUGAUUGCUCAUCUUCCGCCUCCAUUUUCUCCACCAAAAACCAGAAAAAUACAACUGAUGAUUACUUCUUCGACAGCGCCGAGAAGGUUUCGUUUUUCUUCGAAGAGAAAGCAUUUGACGAUGAUGGCAACUUAAAGCAACCGAAGCAACUAUCAAUUAACAAGGUUGGCCAUGCGCUUCAUGAGAUUGAUCCAGUCUUCAAAAAGUUCACAUUCUCGGAGGAAUUAUCGAACUUACUCGAAUCAUUGGAUUACAAGAGGCCGGUGAUCAUUCAGUCAAUGUAUAUAUUUAAGCAACCAGGUAUUGGUGGUGAAGUAGUGCCACAUCAGGAUAACUCAUUUUUGUAUACUGAACCAACAACUUGCACGGGGCUUUGGCUGGCUUUAGAAGAUGCAAACAUACUGAAUGGCUGCAUUUGGGCUAUUCCUGGAUCCCACAAAGAUGGCCUUGUGAGAAGAUUCACGAGGGAUGAGGAGGGUGUUCACUUUGAUCGUCCCUUCCCAUCGUAUGACCAAAAGGAUUUUGUGCCCAUUGAAGUUAAAGCUGGCUCCUUGGUUGUCAUUCAUGGUGAUCUUAUUCAUCAGAGUUUUGAGAAUCAGUCUUCAAAAUCAAGGCAUGCCUACAGCUUGCACACAGUUGAUACUGUUGGUUGCAAAUGGGCACCAGACAAUUGGAUCCGAAGGAAAGUGGAUCCUGAGCCACUCUACGUUUCUUGAUCUAUACUUGGGAUGGUCUGUCAAGCAUUCUGUUAACUGCUGCCGUGCGCAUCUGAAGUAAAAUUAUCAACACAAAGUUGCAUGCCUUAAUUAGGGUAUGUGUAAUAAUGCAGAAUUUGUUCUCUAAGAAAUAAUGAGCAUAUCAGAUGGUUGGUUCAAUGCCGUAAUGUUUGAGCAUUGCAUUGUCCAAUUGCUUCUGUUCUUGCUUUAUGUGGUGUAUAAUUCCUGGUGUGAAUCAGUUGCCAUGUAACUUGUCUUCUGACUUUUCGAUUAUCUGCACAGUGUGUCCACAAUGCUUGUACCUGCUAGGUAUAUACAUGCUAGAGUUUGGCAGCAA
Rhododendron vialii is the source of this 1323-nucleotide messenger RNA. RefSeq names its product phytanoyl-CoA dioxygenase. The coding region runs from base 135 to 986 and encodes 283 amino acids. The record is from RefSeq and is a predicted model, not a curated record. The transcript is spliced from 9 exons. Gene Ontology annotation, molecular function: phytanoyl-CoA dioxygenase activity. Lineage: Eukaryota; Viridiplantae; Streptophyta; Magnoliopsida; Ericales; Ericaceae.